AUUUGCUGUGUUAAUUAUUAAAUUAACCAGCAGGCAUUUAAUCCUUUAUUGAAAACCUGAUAGGAGUGUUUUGUAUCGUACUGUUUUGUUUUGUUUUUUGUACUAUAGCACCUAUAUUAAAAGAUUCUUCUUAGCAGAGUGGUCAUAUUUAAACAUUUUGGGUCUCUUUCUGGCUCAUGAUGAACUUCACUUAUACAUUAUAAAUAGUCAUGGAUUUCCUUUAGACUGCAUGCUGUCUAGUGUACGGCAGCACUGGGUCAGGCUGGAGGUCGUGUGUACGGGCGUGGCUGGAUUUGACCUAUUGUCUAACUUAUUGACAUUUCAAGGGGAGCCGAGUUAAGACAGGGAAUGUUUCUGCGGGGGUUUGCGUAGAUAUUUACGCAAAAGCCGACUGGGUGCGGAAUUAAUAGCUACUAUUAUUUUCACAUCGACCCAUGGACGACCAAGCCGAAGACCUCGGUGAGUUUGAUCCAGACAUGCCGGAGGAGGGGCCGACUGAACCCCCGCCUGGCUGGUUAGAUAAUGUCAGUGGGUAUGAGGAGGUCCCAAGUGACGGAGGGUGCACCGACAAGGUGUGUCCUCCUCCUCCGGAACGUGUCCCUAAACCGGAGAACGACCGGAGCGUCGUGGUCCCUGAAGUCAGGGUGCCGACAGUGUCAGAGGACAUGGCAAGAGAAGCACUGUUACAGUUUGUGGGGAAAAAGUGGACAUACAGCAGGAAGCCAGCCAGGGACCUGAUCUUCAAGGACUUGAAGCCUCUCACAGUGUACCGUUACCGCUUGGAAACUUUUACAGAAUCCAGAUCUGGUUCCUGGGAGUUCGAACCUUACACUGGCCAGUCUGUAGACGGCCCUCAGUACGGCUCCUGCCCCCCACCCUGGGAUGUGAUGGCGGAGAUCCCGCCCCGCUUCACUGACCACACCCAGAAAGUGAGGGUGCCGCAUUCGUCUUUUGUUAAGGUGUGUCACCGGUGUCAUGGGCGCGGUAAGGUGCGGUGCAGUCACUGUCAUGGCAGAAGAAGUACACGGUGUGGAUUUUGUUAUGGUAGCGGACGAUCCCGGAACAAGCCGUGCUCUUCCUGUCACGGGUCGGGAAGGAAAAGAUGCAGCAUAUGUCAUGCGAAAGGUCAUCGAGAAUGUCCCUCAUGUCAUGGACUGAAAUACCUAAUGCACUACAUUCUUCUGACCAUCACAUGGAAGAACCAUGUGUCAGAGUUCAUCCCAGAUCGCAUCCCAGAAUUCCCGGUGAAGAAAUUCGGGAAGGUGUCAGGCGACCCAUUCUUUGUGGACGAAAGCGUUUUGGUCUACCCCAUCGUGGGCUUCCCUGACCAGGACAUCUGCCGUGAAUCCAGGAGGGUAACUGAAGAACACCUCAAUAAAUUCACUUCUGUCAGCCGCAUACUCCAGCAGCGUCAAAGCCUUGAACUGGUCCCCCUUACUCACGCUUUCUAUGCUUACAAUGGAAAGGAUUACAACUACUAUGUUUUCGGCAUUGAAAAUAAGGUUUAUACCUCCAAGUAUCCAACCAGCUGUUGUAUUUUGUAAUAAUUUCACUAAAUUUGUAUCUGCAUGCUAUGACUAUACUACUGUGUUUCUGAUUUUUAAUAAAUGAACAUUUAUAUAAUGAUGUAUAAUUUAUAUAAUAUUUUCAUUUGCAAAAUUAAUGU
This is a messenger RNA of Paramormyrops kingsleyae, 1666 nucleotides long. Lineage: Eukaryota; Metazoa; Chordata; Actinopteri; Osteoglossiformes; Mormyridae. The record is from RefSeq and is a predicted model, not a curated record.